Messenger RNA from Esox lucius (northern pike), 1645 nucleotides. It is a transcript of the gene elp6, whose product is annotated as elongator acetyltransferase complex subunit 6. The record is from RefSeq and is a predicted model, not a curated record. The coding region runs from base 339 to 1148 and encodes 269 amino acids. The transcript is spliced from 7 exons. NCBI's taxonomy places the organism in Eukaryota, Metazoa, Chordata, Actinopteri, Esociformes, Esocidae. Gene Ontology annotation, biological process: tRNA wobble uridine modification. Gene Ontology annotation, cellular component: elongator holoenzyme complex.
CCAUUAAUUCAAAAGAAGAAGAUGAAGACUACGACUAAGAACCGUAUAGCAGAAUCUUUGCUUGUCCAUCAGUGCAUGCCUUUUUUUCUUACUUCUUCAUAAAAACUGGUUGAAUUCGUGUCGAGAGUGUACUGAUCUUCGUAAACAAUUAUUUGUGUAUUAAUUCAGCUACUCUACGACAACUUUUAGCUAUUGCCGGUUACCAGGGUAGCUAAUUAUGACGACGUAGCACUAGUUCAAUGAAAGACAAUUUUCGAAUGUAUGUAGCUAGCUAACUACAGUUUUGUACUCACCAGAAUAUACACAAAAUAUUAGAGAAUUCUUUAUCCCCUCUCAAGAUGUUUGCAGAAUUGAAUAGUAUUCUCAACAGCAGUCCCGAAAGUUUCAAGCAGGGAGAGUUUAUCUUGGUGUCUGACAGACAGACAGACGCAUCCUUCCUCAUUCACCAUUUCCUCUCAUUUUAUUUACGAGCAGGCUGCAAGGUGUGUUUCCUCGGUCUUGUGCAGUCCUUCAGUCACUACAGUGCAGUAAGUCAACGGUUGGGUGUGAGUUUGAACCAGGCGAGGGAGAAAGGGCAGCUGGUGUUCUUAGAGGGAUUGAAGGAAUCCCUGGGGGUGCUGCUUCAGGGCGACACCAGCAAUGGAACCCCAGCUCUGGACUUCCUCAGAGAUCCCAGUUCCGGCCUACGAGGUCUGUAUGACUUUGUGCACGGCAACAUUAGGGGUUCAGAGGGUCGAGCUGAGGAUUGGGGUCCCCCUGUGCUCAUGGUAGAUGACCUCAGUGUUGUUCUGAGUCUUGGGGUCAGCGUUGGUGCGGUGCUGGAUUUCAGCCAUUACUGCAGAGCCACCUUCUGCUCUGAGUUGCAGGGAACCAUGGUGAUAUUAGUUCGAUGUGAAGCAGAAGAGGAGGAAGAGGAGAGCGAUGAGGGCUCUGAGCGGCUCCAGAGGGGCCUUACACACCAAUGCAGCCUUACACUCCAAGUACAGGGUCUCCCCACUGGCUACUGCAGGGACAUCCAUGGAGAAGUAGAAGUGUGCUGGCGGGGUCGAUGUGACGGGCUGCAGAUCCAGAGGAAGCUUUUCCAGUAUAAAGUCUGUGACAAGGGGACAUUGUUUUUUGCCAGGGGGACAUCCAGUGCAGUCCUCUAACACCUCUGCUCCCUUCUCAGGCCUUGGCCUCCUUUAGGCAAUUCAUGGUUCCCUAGGCACCCAACAACACUGAGCACUAAUUGUUGGAGAGAGAGUGACAGAUAACUGUCUGCUGCCUUCAGUCAAAUAAAUUUUUCAGUUGUAUUUUUUUUUACUGAAUGGAAAGACGGCAUUAGAAUGUCAUUGUGGGAUGCGGAUGAAGGAAGGGCAGUAGAUGUCUUUAUUGCCUUUGUGUUUCAAUUAGGCUAUUUGUUGAGAUGCAAUUAGCAAUUUCAACUGUUAAUUAUGUUUAUGAUUAUAGACAUAAUUAACGGUUUAAAAUGUUGAAUUUAAUUGAUCAAUUCAUUUUUGCUAAAGAACCAACCAAAGACCCAUGUGUUGCAAACCUGAGCGUAAGCUAAUAUGGAAUUGAUGUGGAAACUGAACUGACUAGGUUCUGGUUCUAAUUAAAGUUUCAGCACUGCUCUAUUUACUUAUUUAUUGCCAUAAAAAAAAAA